CUAAAAAGAAUUUGAGGGAAUGAUCCUGCAGCUCACCAAGGGGAUCCACGGUGGCUUCCUGACGUCCGCUUUAAGGAAGUCCGAAACUUUAGCCUUCUUACCGAUUGACUUCUUCUUAUCCGGUAGACCGACUCGUGAUGUCUGGCGAACACAGCGAGGGCCAGGAGGCUAUGAACGUAUACUCCGUAACCCUCAGUGGCCCAGCGCCUUGGGGCUUCAGGCUGCAGGGUGGCAAGGACUUCAGCAUGCCCCUCACUGUGUCAAGGCUGACCCCGGGCGGAAAGGCAGCUCAGGCCGGCGUCGGGGUGGGAGACUGGGUGGUGUCCAUCAGUGACACCAAUGCAGAGGAGAUGACCCAUGUGGAGGCACAAAACAAGAUCAGAGCAGCAACAGACUCCCUCACCCUCACCCUCAGCAAAGCCUUCAAAGCUGGCGAAAACCAGAAGGACUCGCUCGCUGCGGCUUCUGUUCUGCCAAAGUACUCCUUUGCCCCCAGCUCAACCAUUAACAAGAUGGCGAGGCCAUUUGCAGCAGGUGGUGGUAGUGCCAACUCAGGACCUGCUAUUAAACCUGUGGCCUACUCUCCUAAACUUAACACCCCAAGCUCACAGGGCCGUGCCAGUAUGCAGCAGCCACAGAAUGGCCUUGAGCCAACUCCCUCACCUGCCAAGGCCCAGGCAGCAGAUAAACCAGAUGGCUCCAAGACUGCAGCUGCAGCAGCAGGCCGUUCAGGUCCUUCCUGUCGACCACCGUGGGUCACUGACCCCACUUUCGCCGACCGCUUCCGCCCUGACAAGACUAGCACCGUCGUGACCCAGCACCAGCAGCCGGUCCAGCCGACGCCGAUGGAGAACCGCAGCUCCAUCCUGCAGGCAGCGCAGCAGGCACCCGAAGACAGCGGGAGGACCCCGGUAUGCGGUGCAUGCAACAAAAUCAUAAGAGGUCGGUACCUGGUAGCGCUGGGGCGUUCUUGGCACCCAGAGGAGUUUACUUGUUCACAGUGCAAGGCGGUCCUGGAUGAGGGGGGCUUCUUCGAGGAGAGAGGGUCUGUCUACUGUACCAAGUGCCACGAUAACCGAUAUGCUCCGAACUGUGCCAAGUGCAAAAAGAAGAUCACAGGGGAAAUCAUGCACGCCCUGAAGAUGACCUACCAUGUCGAGUGUUUCAAGUGUGCAGCAUGCAAGACUCCCAUCAGGAAUCAAGCCUUCUACAUGGAGGAGGGCGAACCCUACUGUGAGAAAGACUAUGAGAAGAUGUUUGGCACCAAAUGCCAUGGCUGCGACUUUAAGAUUGAUGCCGGGGAUCGCUUUCUGGAGGCCUUGGGCUACAGCUGGCACGAUACGUGCUUCGUCUGUGCUCUCUGCCAAAUCAACCUGGAGGGGAAGACGUUCUACUCGAAGAAGGAUAAGCCCCUGUGCAAAGGCCAUGCCUUUGCUCCAGUGUGAGAGAGCGAGCUUCAUCUUCAGAGGAAGCAACACUUCUCUCUCUCCCUCCUCUUUACCCCACUCCGCCCUCCGGCACACUCGUACACACUCUACAUCUCUUCUCUUCACCAACCACACACCUAGUUACACUCCGUUUUUCUUUUUUUCUAUCCUUUGUUUCUACAUUUGAGGCUCAGAGAGACAAUUCAACCCCAAAUCAAAAAUACAUAUUUUUUCCGUUACUUAUAGAGCUGUUUAUCAGUCUGGAUUGUUUUGGUGUGAGUUGCUGAGUGUUUGCGAUAUCAGCCAUAGAGAUGUCUGCU
Messenger RNA from Epinephelus lanceolatus (giant grouper), 1747 nucleotides. It is a transcript of the gene pdlim7, whose product is annotated as PDZ and LIM domain 7. Gene Ontology annotation, biological process: heart development; muscle structure development; actin cytoskeleton organization. The record is from RefSeq and is a predicted model, not a curated record. Lineage: Eukaryota; Metazoa; Chordata; Actinopteri; Perciformes; Serranidae. Gene Ontology annotation, cellular component: filamentous actin; adherens junction; stress fiber. Gene Ontology annotation, molecular function: actin binding; muscle alpha-actinin binding.